GAAACAGCUCCUGCUCACACACACUAAAAUCCCGGUCUCACACACACUAACAUCCCGGUGUCUGCACACACACUAACAUCCCGGUCUCUGCACACACACUUUACAUCCCGGUCCCUGAACACACCGUGCCGUGGCUGCAGGAAAACGGUCCUUCUUUCCCUCCUCUUCCUCCUCUUCCUCACUUUCUUCUGACUGCAUGUUCAGCCACACUGCCUCCCCUCCUCUCCGCGUCUUCACUUCGGCAUGGACAGCCGGGUACUCGAGCAUCCUCACGCCCAGUUCGGAGGCUCCUUGGGCGGAUUGGUGGGCUUCCCGUACUCGCUCGGUGCCCAUCACCACCACCACCACCACUCCCUGUACGAGCUCGCGGGGGGACACCAGCUGCAGUCCGCGGCCGCCAACCCCUUCUCUAUAGACGGAUUACUGAACGGAUCCUGCUCGGCCUCGGUGGUCAACAACCCGCUGCUGUCGCCCGACGGAGGGCAGUUCAAACUCUCAGAUUCUGGGGACCCGGAUAAGGACAGUCCAGGUUGUAAACGGAGACGAACGAGGACAAAUUUCACGGGGUGGCAGCUGGAGGAGCUCGAGAAGGCUUUCAACGAGAGUCAUUACCCGGAUGUGUUCAUGCGGGAGGCGCUCGCGCUCAGGCUGGACCUCGUGGAGUCUAGGGUUCAGGUUUGGUUCCAAAACCGCCGAGCUAAAUGGAGAAAGAAGGAGAACACAAAGAAGGGUCCGGGUCGGCCUGCUCACAACUCCCACCCCACCACCUGCAGCGGAGAGCCCAUGGACCCCGAGGAGAUCCAGCGCCGGGACCGAGAGCGAGCCGAGAAGAAGAAGAGGAAGCAGGAGAGGAAGCUGCUGAAGUCGCAGAACAAACUCCUGUCCGGGGACAGCUUCCACACGCCGGGGGGCUCGGAGAGCGACAGCGGGGUCUCCCAGUUCACCGACAGCGAGCAGCAGUGUCCGAGCGUCAGUGGGAGUAUUCACCUCGACCUGCCUGCCUCCAAAUCUGCAGACCGAGGACACCCAACUGAAUCCAGCUGUGACCAAACACGACACGACUUCAGCCCACUACAGAACCACCAAAACCAAAGAACCGCAGGGGAACCGGAGCAGGUUUCUCCGGGCAGCUUCACGCUCAGCUCCAGCCCCGGAGGUCCCAGAUCCUCCGCCCUGCAGAAACGAAACCCUUUCAGCGUGGAGAGCCUCCUCUCCGACGUCACGCCUCGACGGAAACCUCAGCUGGACUUCCCCUCGCUGCCCAGUCAGAGGACUCUCAUAGGGAAAGGCCACUUCUUGCUUUACCCAAUUACCCAUCAGCCCUUGGGUUUUCUGGUGCCCCAAGCAGCCCUGAAGGCCUCGCCGUGUCUGGGACAGAUGUUUGUGCCGAGUGAAGGAAGUCCUGACCUCUCCAGCUUUGUCUCUAAGCCUCUACACUCGGAUCAUACAGAGCACAACAAUCACAUUAGCAAUAGAGCGGCUGGAGACAGAGGUGACUGCAGCAAUGCAAGACUUCCUGUUUCUCCUCCGGCUAACAGUGAGGCUCAGGGCAGAGACAUUAAGGAGGAGAGGAGUUUGAAAGUUCUCAGCAGCAAUGCGAGAUUCCCUGUUUCUCCUAACAUUGAGGUUCAGGCCAGGCUCAGCUCCUCUCCGUGCAGAGACAGUAUCGAGGAGAGGAGUUUGACAAAUGGCUGCCAAGCUGCCGAGCUGCGUGCCGAAGAGAAGGGUGCGAGCGAGGCGUCUCCAGCCCUCUCCGAACGUCUCAAGGCAAACACAGACUGUCAAGAAACACCCGGAACAGAUGGAGAGGAUGUCGAUAUGGACUAACACUUUGCAAGGAGCGCAAACAUAAACAAAGGACCAGGAACAACCGCUCAGACUAUUCAAACAUUCCCAAAGCUCUGCUGAGACACUUGGAAAAACAUAUCAGGAAUCAGGAGACCUAAUUCUCAUCUAUUUUUUAAUCAUCACGUGAUCAAUCCAGAUGGCGCCCCUUUUAAGAAGCUAGUGGCUGUCUUCAUAUUUGUAGGCCUUUAGAAGCAGGUUCCUUCUCUUUUUUAGUGACCUAUUAAAAUCUAGGCGACAAUAAACAUCUCACACACAACGAAAAUCCUCAGAUAUUGUAAAAAAAACGAGAUAUUUAUAUGUAAACACUUUUGAUAAAUAAAGUUAUUGUUUAAAUUGAAUCACUGUUUUUCUAGGAGCAUAUGGAAAAGGGGGUGGGGGUUGCUGUGUGGCAGAACCUUGGAGUUUUGUCGUGUUACAGCGGAUAAAUCCUCCUUUUUCUCUGUAUAGGAGGCUCAAGUCCGUCUGGCUGUUUGUAUUUAUUGCUUUAACAAAUUUAUUCAUUUGAAAGGCCGAGCUGGAAUGAGGUUAGUGGCUGCGGGCUAUAAGGACCCUGCGCCUCCUGCUGAGUUUUGAUAUGAAAGUAAUUAUUUUCCCACUGGCUGCCAUGGCUCUGGAGGCAGUUUUUUUUUCUUCAUCCUCCUCCUCCUCCUCCUCCUUCUUUCAGCCCCAAAGGGUUAUUAGACAUUACCGAUUUCUAGUGAUACGGAAUCACAUAAACUUCCUACAAUAAUAGAAUUAGCAUGAAAGGCAGAGGGUGUCAAAUUGAAAUGGGAAAAUAAUAGCCGCACCAGCUGCAUCGUGUGUAUGUGUGUGUGUGUGUGUGUGUGUGUGUUUGGGAGUGUGUGUGUGCGCAUAUCUAUUGAGGGGGAGGAGAUGGGGGAGAUUCGUGGGGCGGAAUUUUCAUGAGCUGCCUCGGUUGUCAGACGGCCCUUGUAGUCGGCUAUAUUAAGAUAGAUGUUCGAUGAUAUCCCUCAUUGUUCUGUCGCUUAUAUUGAUGUUGCUGCGUUAUCGCCCUAUUGAUCAUGUGUCGCACAUAAUAGGACAGGCGCGCGCCCGUCUGCCGUGCGCCUUUUUCCACAAAAGCGCCCGAGCCCCUCGUCAUUUGUUCUAAUAGGACUGUGAGUCCCUGAGGGGGAGACAGAUAAAGAUAUAGGAGAGGGAGAGGGGGAGAGGAGGCGAGUGGCUUGCAUUAAUAUUUUUAUAACCACUUUUUGGCUGAAUAAAAGAAAGAGGAAGUGGCUGAAUUAAAGAUGUUUAGAAGAGAUCAUGUUGCAGAUGUGUGUUUUUAUUC
Gymnodraco acuticeps is the source of this 3139-nucleotide messenger RNA. Its product is annotated as homeobox protein unc-4 homolog. The record is from RefSeq and is a predicted model, not a curated record. The coding region runs from base 244 to 1827 and encodes 527 amino acids. Gene Ontology annotation, biological process: regulation of DNA-templated transcription. NCBI's taxonomy places the organism in Eukaryota, Metazoa, Chordata, Actinopteri, Perciformes, Bathydraconidae. The transcript has 3 exons. Gene Ontology annotation, molecular function: sequence-specific double-stranded DNA binding; DNA-binding transcription factor activity, RNA polymerase II-specific.